This is a messenger RNA of Candidula unifasciata, 1083 nucleotides long. Lineage: Eukaryota; Metazoa; Mollusca; Gastropoda; Stylommatophora; Geomitridae. The record is from the annotation of a GenBank genome assembly.
AUGAGUGAUGAUUCUGAUGAUGAUGUUCCUGAUUUAGUCCCAGCUGUCACCGCUAAAGUUCCUGUCACCAUCAUUACUGGAUUUUUAGGAGCUGGGAAGACCACCCUUUUGAAUUACAUUCUUAACGAGCAGCAUGGAAAGAGAAUUGCUGUGAUACUUAAUGAGUUUGGUGAAGGAGAUUCGGUUGAGAAGUCAAUGUCUGUUGGAGAGAAGGGGGAAUUAUUUGAGGAGUGGUUGGAGCUGAGAAAUGGGUGCUUGUGUUGUUCUGUGAAAGACAACGGAGUUAAAGCUAUUGAGAAUUUGAUGCAAAAGAAAGGCAAGUUUGACUACAUACUUCUGGAGACCACCGGCCUGGCAGAUCCAGGGCCUAUUGCCUCCAUAUUUUGGCUUGAUGAAGAACUGUGUAGUGAUGUGUAUUUAGAUGGUGUCAUUGUAAUGGUUGAUGCCAAGUUCUGCACCCAGCAUUUGUUGGAAGAAAAAGCAGAUGGGUCUGUCAAUGAAGCUCAGAGACAGAUUGCCCUUGGAGAUGUGAUCAUCAUCAACAAAAUUGAUCUAGUGGAGAAUGAUGACUUGGAGAUCUUGAAUCACAGAAUAAGGUCAAUCAACAGUGUUGCUAAAGUUCUACAGACUUCACGAGCCAAAAUUGAUUUAGAACAAAUCCUAGACAUUAAUGCCUAUGGUCUGUCUGGCGACACUAAACUAGAAGAUAUAUUUGCACAGAGAGGCUUUUCAGUUGAGGACAAACACAUUGUUGAUCAGAGUGUGGGGACUCGGACGGUGGUAGUGAAUGGAAGUAUGGACAAGUCACGGUUAGACAACUUCCUGCAAGCUCUUCUGUGGGAGAAAAAUGUGAAAGACCUUCAAGGGAGGCCAACAGAAGUGAUACGGCUCAAGGGUGUGGUCUCCAUACACGGCAGUGAGAGACGGUUGGUGGUUCAAGCUGUCCAUGAGCUCUAUGAUUCACAGUUUACCACAGUUUGGGAGCCUGAGGAGCCUCGGUGCAACACCAUUGUUUUUAUAGGUCGUAACCUGAACAAAGCUGUUUUAGAGAAGUACAUAAAUGAGCUGGUUGUGUCUAGAUGA